Molecule: messenger RNA, 3855 nt
Organism: Penicillium cinerascens
Lineage: Eukaryota; Fungi; Ascomycota; Eurotiomycetes; Eurotiales; Aspergillaceae
Product: EF hand domain protein
Exons: 5
Coding region: 1-3855 (1284 amino acids)
Biological process (GO): endocytosis; endosomal transport
Cellular component (GO): plasma membrane; cytoplasm
Molecular function (GO): protein binding; calcium ion binding
Source: RefSeq, a predicted model, not a curated record
AUGGCCGAUACUUCACAACGACAUCCGAACCUCAAUCUUACGCAGGAGGAAAAGCGCGUCUUCUACCAGCUUUUUCAGGUAGCAGACACUACCAACCUGGGCGUCAUCACCGGCGAGAUUGCGGUUCCCUUUUUCGAGAAGACAAAGCUUCCGUCCGGUACUCUCGGAGAGAUAUGGCAGCUUGCGGACAAAGAGAACAGGGGUCUUCUGACCCCGUCUGGGUUUGGCAUUGUGCUACGAUUAAUUGGACAUGCCCAGGCUGGGCGUCAGCCCUCUGAUGAAUUGGCUCUGCAGCCUGGCCCCCUGCCCCGAUUUGAAGGCGUUUCGGUAGAUAUGUCCGCGCCUAUCCCGGAGUCCGGUACCAUGAGCCCUCCACCGGGCGCUGGUCCCCCAAUUCGAGUCCCGCCCCUGCAGCCCGAUGAUGCCCAGAAAUUCGUCUCUUUGUUCGAGAAGUCGGACGUCCAGAAUGGGAUGCUUCCGGGCGAGACCGCCAAGCAGAUCUUCGAGCGCGCCAGACUACCUAAUGAGGUCCUUGGUCGGAUUUGGUUCCUUUCCGAUACCAAGCAGCGCGGAGCUCUCGAUGCUACGGAAUUUAUUAUUGCUAUGCAUCUCCUGACUUCUUACAAGUCGGGUGCCCUGCGGGGCAUUCCCCAGACUCUGCCUCCUGGUCUAUAUGAUGCUGCAGCUCGCCGAGGCUCUGGCAGGGGGUCGUUUGGAUCGCGUGCCGAUGUUCCUCCUGUCCCGGCAAUCCCUAAGCAGUUCACUGGCCCCCAGCGGACUGCCAGCCCUAUGAGCCCCACUAUUCGGACCCAAUUUAGCGGCCAGCUGUCAGCUCAGACUACUGGGGAUUGGCUGGUCACCCCUCAGGAGAAGAUGCAUUUUGACACCAUCUUCGAGACCGUCGACACAGCCAAGGUGGGUGUGAUUACGGGUGACCAGGCCGUCGCAUUCUUUAUGAAGGCCCAGCUGCCCGAGGAGGUUCUUGCACAAAUCUGGGACCUUGCUGAUAUCGAUGCCGAUGGCCAAUUGACUCGCGAGGAGUUUGCCGUCGCCAUGUAUCUCGUGCGCAUUCAGCGCAGUGGAAAGGAGACUUUGCCGCAGGUCCUUCCUCCGGCUCUGAUCCCGCCCAACAUGCGCCGUCAGGCCCCUGUACCUGCUACUGCACCAGUCCCUGCUCCAGCACCUCCCGCGACUGCUCCUAUACCGCGAUCUGCUGCGGAUGAUCUUUUUGGCCUGGACUCGCCCCCUAGUGCGCCGACUCAGCUGCCCCAGGCUACUGGCGGUUCCAACUCCGCAUUCCAAACACCUGGUUCACCUGCCUCUAGACUUUCUCCGCAGCCCACUUCUUCUACAACCUUCAAGCCAUUCAUUCCAACAUCCUCCUUUGGACAAAGUCUGCAGCCCCAACAAACGGGCACAUCGGCAAGUACACCCACUGCGGUUCGCUCGCCUCCGCCCCCGGCAGAUGACCUCUUGGGUGACAAUGAUCCCGAAGAAUCGGAGAAGCUCACCAGCGAGACUACUGAUCUUGCAAAUCUGUCGAAUCAGAUUGGCUCUUUGGCGAGGGAGAUGCAUAAUGUGCAAGAGAAACGCACGUCUGCUGAGCAGGGCAUCUCUCAGACGUCGCAACAGAAGCGCGAUUUCGAGAACCGCCUUGCACAAGCACGUACAAUGUAUGAGCAGGAGGUAGCCAACUUCAAGGCCCUCGAGGAGCGACUGAGGACCUCCAAGGCCGAGACUGCUAAGUUGCAGCAGGAGUAUGCCUUGAUUGAGGGCAGCCGCCAGGACCUGCAGAACCAGUAUACCCAGGUCUCAACAGCACUGGCUGCUGACCAGCAGGAGAACGCCAGCCUGAAGGAGAAGCUGCGCCAGGCGAAUGCAGAGGUUGCCCAGCUCAAGCCGGCGCUCGAGAAGGCGCGCUCCGAUGCUCGACAGCAGAAGGGUCUCGUUGCAAUCAACAAAAAGCAGCUUGCUACAGUUGAGGGUGAACGGGACAAGGUGCAGGCUGAGAUCGAUAGCCUUGCACGGGAUUCUCCCCAGUACGCCGAGGAAUCCGCCACGGCCGUCAGCGCUGCUGACGUUACCAGCCCUGCUGUCUCUACUGCAAGCCACAAUACCAAUCCCUUCUUCCGGCGAACUGCCACGGGCUCAAGCGAGCACGCUCGCUCCCCCGAGCCUCCAAGUGACCAGCAGAAGGCAUUCGACAGCCUCUUCGGCCAGUCCUUCGUUGGUGGGGCCAACGGCCCGCCACCAACUUCGUUCCGUGCCGACUCGCCUGCCACCUCCAAUAUCCCAACUCCUUCUGUGUCGCCGCCUCCUGGAGCUUUGCCUGGCGCUUUCCCUGGCCUGGCGUCUGAUAUCCCGCCGCCCAGCCAGUCACGCCAGCUCACCCCGAAUUUUCUUCCCUGUCAUGAAAACCAGUCCGUGACCUCGUCUACUAUGGUCUCGCCCCCUGGUAGUCGAUUUGGUGGUCCUGCGACCUCGGGGUUUGACUCUCCAUCCAUGACGAAUGUCAGCGACACAGGAGCACCAUCCGUGAGUGAAUCUAGUGACUACAGCCGCCCGCCGGCGACAGGCUCCUUUGAAGGAACCCCGGCACGAUCUCCAUUCGACGAGAUUCCGGAACCCACUGUAGCAGCAGCAACAGCAGCAGCAGCAGCAGAAUCUACUGUCUCUCCUACUUCGGAGAACCAGGAAACCGGCAAAGAUCUGUCAUUUGACGAGCUGUUCGGUAGCAAGGCACACAAGCGGUCGGAAUCCCAGAAGGAAAACGAUUUCGAAGAGGCAUUCGCAACCCUGAAGCAGAACCCUGGGUCUGAGAAUGCUAAUGGAGCUUCUGCGGUUCCUACCUCGGAGUUCCCUCCCAUCCAGGAAUUCCACGACGACGAGGAUGAAGAGAGCUCGGAUGAUGAGGCUCCGAUGGGGUUUGAUGACGACUUCACCCAAGUCUCAUCGGCCACUGCCAAGAAAGAGAAGCAGCCCGAGUCCCUCGAUGCUGCCCAGCUUGCUGCCUUCCCUGCCCCGGGAUCAUCUGUGCCCCAGCCAGCAGCCCCCACUACAUUUGUGCCCCAACCAGCAGCUCCCACAACAUCUGUGCCUCAGCCACCCGCUCCCGAUGCUCAGGCAAGCCCUCCCAAGUAUGAGACUAGUGCUUCCGAAGAGGCUAGUCACGUUCCCCCGGAGUUCAACGGCCUCCUGCCCGAGCGGUCCGAUCCCACCGCUGCCCCGGAUGCUCCUCACUCGAUUGAAUCGAGUACUGGAGCUCCGAUGAUUAACAAUGUGCCUCAGCAUGAUGAUACGCCCUUGAGUGCUGCUGCACCUGGUGGAUCCAAAGGUGGCCCUGACUUCGAGGCAGCUUUUGCUAACUUGAACCUCGCGCCAGCGGCGGAGGCGGAGGACGAGGAUGAUGACGAGCCCGCGGGCCAAGCUCACAAGAAUGCUCCCGAUUUUGACUUCUCCUUCGAUUCCCCAUCCCACAAGAACACCGCUUCCCCUAGCAUUGAUGCUGGCCAGAGUGGCUCGUCUGACUUCUUCUCCUUCGAAAACAACAACGUUCACGCGUCGACUGCCCAGACCACUUCCUCACCCACUGGGGGCGACUCCAAAGCCGGGGAACAUGACUGGGAUACUCUGUUUGCACCCCUCGACGGCUCCAAGCCGGCAACUAGCGAGGAGCCUACCAAUGGGUCGGACCCCAAGAGGCCUGGAUGGGCUCUCAACACCGACACGGGCGAGGAUGAUCUGAUAUUGCAGCGACUAACGGGCAUGGGAUUCCCGCGAGACGAUGCACUCGCAGCUCUGGAGAAGUUUGACUACAACCUUGACAAGGCGGCUGAUUACCUGACCACCAAGUGA